ACAGUUGCAGAUAACGGACUGACGUGCGUCCUCAGCUGUCUGAUAAUUGGAACAACGUCUCUCAUCUGUCGUGCCAAGCAGAAACUUUCCAAACUACACACACUCCUUUUUCUUAUGUUUUCUUUCUGUUCGGUUUCUCUUUAAUUCUUUAAAGCCAGAGUCCAGACUGCAGAAAUGAAUUUGAGGGUGUGAUUUUUAGUUUUUACAUGUCAGAAGAGAAAGAAGCAAUGGAUUUUUGGGUUGUUCCGGCACUUUAUGGCGCUUGCUACAUAGCCGAGUACUGGUUUUCUGAUAAGGAAAACGAAGGAGCUUCCGAGAAUUCCAUUUACUUCCAGUCCGGUCCCCGUAACCAAACUGGAGGAAAUCUUCCUUCAGAUACUGCAAAUGGCAGUUACGAUGAGCGUGGUGAUUUGUUAAUACCAGAGGUUUGGGUUGGUAGAGGUAGCAGAGGCAGGAGGCCGUUUAGGGGUAGGUCUGUUUGUGGGUAUUUUGUAAAGCCUGGGGCAGUGAGUCCUUCAGAAAAUUGUGUAGUGAUGACUGCGCUGCUGUAUAGAAUGGAAGAGUAUUAUGUGGACACUUCAGUUCAGUCACCAACACCUACAACCUUGGCGGCAGCGACGCUUUUUUUGGUGUCGGAUGGGAGCCUGAAAAUCAGCAGAGGUAGCAACAGUUCCAAUGGGGACAUGCACAUGCAAAUGGAGAGUAGAAAAUCGAAGCGAAAAAUAGGGAAAACGACACGUUCUAAAAUAAGGGUAUGCUCCGUUGGUGAUGAGGCAUUCCAUUCACAAGGUUUAUCCAAUGGAAUGCUUCUUGUCUUUCUUGGAAUCACUAUUGGAAUGAUGUCUGCCAUAGUUGCUCAUAAAAGAGAAGCAGAAAAGUUAAAUGACCAGCUGAAGCAAACUAACCAGUUGGUUCAAGAUUUGCACGAGGAGAUUGAGAUGAAAGACUUGCUUACUAUUAAGGUGCUUGGGAAUAGGGACUUAGAGAAGAAGUCAGAUUAUGGGAAGACAGAAGACUAUGCGGCAAUAAGUAAAAUUGAGGCAGAGCUUGAAGCUGAACUAGAAAGGUUGCAAUCAAACAUGAAACCAUCUAGCCUGGAGACAAUAUCCAACUCUGUUGAGCUGGAUCCCGACUUUGUGGUGGAUGUUGUUCGCGGAGAUUUGAGACCCAUCAAGAUCCAUAGGCUAUCUGGUGGUUUGUCUGACUCAGAUUCUGAAGGAAAUGAGACCUCCACCAACCACACUCAUACUGAAUACCGUACAGUGUCACCUAAGGAGUUGAGCAUGCGUCUUCAUGAGGUGAUUCAGUUGCGGCUUGAAGCACGCAUCAGGGAGCUCGAAACUGCAGUUGAAAAGACCAGGAAGAGCUUGCGUUCUGUGGAAUCAGAAAAUAUGAUCUCUGAGAAUGACUUGUGCAUGGAAAAAGAUUCUUUAUUAACCAAAGAAAGCCGAACCUUUAUAGAUGAAAUCAAUGACAUGGAUGGGCCUUCCGUUAUAAAUCUGUCAAAACAAGCCUCGGAUACUUGUAAUGAGGCUGAAGAGGACAAUAUCUGGAUGGCAAUAACAGAGGAAGAGGCUCCACUAGACACGAGAUUUGACAGUUACUGUACCGAGAAAGAAUUGAACCCUUUUGACCAAAAGUUGUUUAAGGACCAAAUCGGUGAUGUUAGAGAUAAUGGGUCUAUGUUACAAUAUGAUAUAAAUAGGGACAGAUGGUCAAGCAAUUCAAAUCAUGAAGAGAUCAGGAUUCGGGAAGAGAAGACAUCGAGGAGCUCAGAAUCAAAUGAUAUAUGUGAGAGUGAAGAUGGCGAUGAGCUGGAGAAGGUUUUGAUAGAGCGGAUCGUGGAGAAGACCAGGCAAGGUUCUUCUGUGGUUUUGAAUGCUCAAAGAAUUAUGUAUUCAAUGUCUGACCAGUAGUUCACAUGAUGAGAGAGAGAGAGAGAGAGAGAGAGAAGAAGAAGAAGAAGAAGAAGAAGAAGAACAUUACAAAGUUUCAAAAAUAAAUUUCCAUUCUAGUGCAUGUAGCCUUUGGGUGUAGAGUUCCUUCUGUGAAAUAGUAGUAGUUGGUUGUGGAGGUUCCUUGUGUGAAAUUGUGUCGGUUGUUGUAGAGUGUCUGAGUCUAGGUUGCUAUUGUCAAUAAAGUUUAUACUGGCACUACCUUCUCUGUCAA
Molecule: messenger RNA, 2169 nt
Organism: Carya illinoinensis
Lineage: Eukaryota; Viridiplantae; Streptophyta; Magnoliopsida; Fagales; Juglandaceae
Exons: 3
Coding region: 207-1916 (569 amino acids)
Biological process (GO): asymmetric cell division
Source: RefSeq, a predicted model, not a curated record